AUGGCGGCGGUGCGGGCGCUGCGCGGGGCCGUGAACGGCGCCGGGCCCGGCGGGCCCCGCGAGCAGGCGGCGGCCCUCACCCGAGACUUCCUGUCCCAGCCGCGCCUCACCUAUAAAACUGUCUCGGGUGUGAACGGGCCCCUGGUUAUCCUGGAUCAAGUCAAGUUCCCCAGGUACGCAGAGAUCGUCCACCUGACCCUUCCUGAUGGCACAAGGAGGAGUGGGCAGGUCCUGGAAGUCAGUGGCUCCAAAGCUGUGGUUCAGGUAUUUGAAGGCACUUCAGGGAUUGAUGCCAAGAAAACCUCCUGUGAGUUCACCGGGGACAUCCUGCGGACCCCGGUCUCGGAGGACAUGCUUGGCAGAGUGUUCAAUGGAUCAGGAAAACCUAUAGACAGAGGCCCCAUUGUCUUGGCUGAAGAUUUCCUGGACAUUAUGGGUCAGCCCAUCAACCCCCAGUGUCGAAUCUACCCCGAAGAAAUGAUCCAGACUGGGAUUUCAGCCAUAGAUGGCAUGAACAGUAUUGCCAGGGGCCAGAAAAUCCCCAUCUUCUCAGCUGCUGGGCUGCCCCACAACGAGAUUGCAGCUCAGAUCUGUCGCCAGGCUGGCUUGGUGAAGAAAUCCAAAGAUGUGAUGGACUACAGCGAGGAGAACUUUGCCAUCGUGUUUGCUGCUAUGGGGGUGAACAUGGAGACUGCUCGGUUCUUCAAAUCAGACUUCGAGGAGAACGGCUCCAUGGACAACGUGUGCCUGUUCCUCAACUUGGCCAACGACCCAACCAUCGAGCGCAUCAUCACCCCCCGGCUGGCCCUGACCACUGCAGAGUUCUUGGCUUACCAGUGUGAGAAGCACGUGCUGGUCAUCCUGACAGACAUGAGCUCCUAUGCUGAGGCCCUGCGGGAGGUGUCAGCAGCCCGGGAGGAGGUUCCUGGGCGCCGGGGCUUCCCAGGGUACAUGUACACAGACCUGGCCACCAUCUACGAGCGUGCCGGGCGCGUGGAGGGCAGGAACGGCUCCAUCACCCAGAUCCCCAUCCUCACCAUGCCCAACGACGAUAUUACUCAUCCUAUCCCUGACCUGACUGGGUACAUCACUGAGGGACAGAUCUACGUGGACAGGCAGCUGCAUAACAGACAGAUUUACCCACCCAUCAACGUCCUGCCCUCCUUGUCUCGACUGAUGAAGUCAGCUAUCGGGGAGGGAAUGACCAGGAAGGAUCAUGCAGAUGUGUCCAACCAGCUGUACGCCUGCUACGCCAUCGGGAAGGACGUGCAGGCCAUGAAGGCCGUGGUCGGGGAGGAAGCUCUCACCUCCGACGACCUGCUCUACCUGGAGUUCCUGCAGAAGUUCGAGAAGAACUUCAUUGCUCAGGGUCCCUACGAGAACCGCACGGUGUACGAGACCCUGGACAUCGGCUGGCAGCUCCUGCGUAUCUUCCCCAAGGAGAUGCUCAAGAGGAUCCCCCAGACAACGCUGGCCGAGUUCUACCCCCGGGAUUCCACUGCAAAGCACUAACCCUGCUCCCCCUGCCCUGCUCUGUGAGGUGCUGGUUUGGUUUCUGUCCCCAUGUGUUGGUGUUUACUCGUCGCCCUUUUAGGAUUCAAAGCCAGGAGUAGGUGACACUUUUGUGCCAGUGUUCCCAUGUCCACCGAGACCAGCUUUUAAAAUAUCCCUUCUCCAGGAGAACACUUAGGCCAGCUCUUACACAUGUGCAAUAGCCACCACGAGGUUUGGGUUUUUUCCUGAGCUGAACCUUUUGUGGGCAUUUCAGGGGAGUUGUCUGAGGAUCACCAGAAACUGCAAAUAUUCGCUUGCAAACUGUGGUUUAGGGCAGCAUGAAAGAGCAGAUGUGACUUGCAUGACAACAUUCCUGUCUGGAAAAUGCAAGUUUUGAGCCGUGGCUUAAGGUUCUGAAAGGUUUGUGCGAACUGAGGACACGAGGAGGCAAAUGCUGGGGGCUUUUCCACCAGCAAAGGGUCUCUCAGAGGACACAGGCCAGUGAGUUGCUACCUGGAAGUAGCAGAAUUACUGAAUUAAAGGUCUUAAAUUGAAGUUUGCAGACUAAGUUUCCUACUUAACCCUUUUUUCUUUGAAUUCUGGAAGUGCCAGGGACACAAACCAGCAGCUCAAGUGAUUCUGAGCUCAGAAUCAACUGCUGGUAAUUCAAGGCUUUGUGCUGCUGCUGAAGGGGAUUCUGAGGGGUGAGAAAACCCACCUUAAACCUGACACAGGUGGGAGCUCAGCUUUUACAGAAUGUCCUGCACUAAAUGAUGCAACAGGAGGGGAAAAAAACCCAAACCAAACAGCUUUUAGUGUCAGAAAGGAUAUUUUGAAUGCUGCUCUGGGUGUGCUGGGCCCGUGCUGUGUCUGAAGCUGUUGUGGUUUGCACUCCAGGCCCGGAUUUGCCUGGCCCUGAGCUCAGCAUUCCCAAACCCUGCAAUCUUGGCCAGGCAAUUCCGUGCUGUUCUUUUUCCAGCAGGUUCAGACGAGGCUCCAGGCCCUGCUGCUGGCAGACUUCCAUGCUUUUUUCCCAGGCUUCACAUGAGUCUGAGCUCUGGUCUGGCUCACCGAGGCAUGUUGCACCUCUCUGAACGCCUUCGGUGCCCGUCUGGGGAGGUGUGAACACGCCUGGGCUGCCAGAGUGUGCUAAUUCCAGCUCCCUGACGUCUCCAUGUGCAGCUCUCCCCAGUUCUGUGUUCUCUGUGGCUGCAGCAGCGACUCUAUUCCGGUGCAUUCCACCCAAAGCUGUGUCAAGUCUCUCUUUUUUUUCUUUUUUUUCUUUUCUCGAGGUCGGGGUGGGAGGUUGGAAGUGUUGGCAUGAAAAUACUUUAAUGUAGAGAAUAUCUAAAUAAAUUAAAUAUGGAAGGUGUUGAAGA
Neopelma chrysocephalum (saffron-crested tyrant-manakin) is the source of this 2873-nucleotide messenger RNA. RefSeq names its product V-type proton ATPase subunit B. The record is from RefSeq and is a predicted model, not a curated record. Gene Ontology annotation, biological process: ATP metabolic process; proton transmembrane transport. Gene Ontology annotation, cellular component: proton-transporting V-type ATPase, V1 domain. Lineage: Eukaryota; Metazoa; Chordata; Aves; Passeriformes; Pipridae. The coding region runs from base 1 to 1512 and encodes 503 amino acids. Gene Ontology annotation, molecular function: ATP binding; proton-transporting ATPase activity, rotational mechanism. The transcript is spliced from 14 exons.